GGCUCUAUCCAGCGUGUUACUUGUUUAUUACAGACUUCAACAAGUGGCGUAUUGAUGGUAAAAAAUGUAACGUGUUGUUUUAUAUCAUGUUCAAACGGGUUUGACUAACGUAACACGUUCUACACACCUGUAGCUUUACAUUUGAGCGCGAACGACAGCCGUUAAUUAGUUUUACGACACUGGCUAGCUUAACGUUCUAUCUUAACAUUCUCAAACAAACACGGCUUAACCGUUGGCGUAAACACAUGAGCUACCGAUAGUUGACGUUCUCUCGAGAUGGACCGGGAUAUUCGUCAGUUUCUCACCCAGGCAACGGAGCGACAAGGGUGUCUAAAGAGGUUCUUUGAAGGGAAUCCGCCGGCUAAUCAAUUUCUGUGUCGAGCCUACCUGUGCCGGGGCCGGCUGGAGUCUCCGCCGGCCACCGGGAGCGCGGUGAGGACGGUCGACACGUCUCCUCACGGGGAGCUGGGAGACUUUGAAGAGGCUGUGCUGUGUUUUCUCAAAGCGAUUGAGAUGUCAAAGCGUGACCCGAGAGACUGGCUCCAGGCUCUGUCCGCCGACGCCACCUCCGACUUCCUGCGUGCAGCGGAGCUCGAGGUCGCGAUGGAGGAGCCGUGGCUGGUAGCCAACGCCGCCGUUUACCUGUGGAACUACAGCGGCCACCUGCUGGCUGCCGGGGAGCACCGGCGGCUGCUUCCCACCUUCCAGAGUCUGGUGGCGAUGCUCCGGACCACCGAGUUCACCGGAGAGGAGGAGCCGUUGCAUGAAAACAGACCCGCUGUGGGCACAGACUGAAUAACGAGAACAUUUGGAUUCCUUGACAUCCUCA
Messenger RNA from Pseudoliparis swirei, 829 nucleotides. Its product is annotated as cilia- and flagella-associated protein 46-like. Gene Ontology annotation, biological process: cilium movement involved in cell motility; axoneme assembly. Lineage: Eukaryota; Metazoa; Chordata; Actinopteri; Perciformes; Liparidae. The transcript is spliced from 5 exons. The record is from RefSeq and is a predicted model, not a curated record. Bases 277 to 795 code for a protein of 172 amino acids.